UUGUCAGUUUAUUUUGAGCAACCGCGGCGAGCGCAUUAGAACACGCAGAAAUCGAAUCGAAAAACAAUCCGAAAACCCUAAAAUCCAAAAAUCUCUAAAAAUCUCUUCAAUCUUCUAACCAGAAAGCACCAAAAAUAAAUCAUAAAUUGUAAAAAUAAAAUUGGAAAAGUGUUUAAAAAGAGAAUCGAAUUUUUUUUCAAGUUUAAAUUUCAAAAUUGUGCCCGAUAGUGCGCGAUAAUUGAUAAAAACGAUAAGACAGAUAUCGUUAACAAGUAAAGUCCAAAUCCCAUAAUGGGUAAUGCUGGAUAUACCUGCAUACGCCGCACUUUCUGUUGGCUGAAUAUUAUACUUUGGCUCUGCAGUUGCGCCUUCCUGGGCGCCGGCCUGUGGCUGCGCCUCAGCUACGAGGGGUAUGCCACACUCUUGCCCCAGCACGCCGGCCUGAGUGCCGACACCAUCUUCAUGGCCAUCGGAGGCACUGGGUUCGUGGUGAGCUUCUUCGGAUGCUGCGGCGCCUGGGUCCAGUCCCGUUGUCUUCUGGUGUUGUACUUCAUGCUGAUUGUGAUGCUGUUCAUGAGCGAGUUCCUGGUGGGCUCGAUCGCCUUUCUCUUCCGCGGCGGCCUGGGACGGACUCUGGCCAACGAGCUGCGCUUCGGGAUCGAGCGUCAUUAUAAUGCCAGUGAUCGUGGCUCCCUGGUGGCGCCCUCGGUGGCCGCCAUCUGGGACAGUGUGCAACAGUCGUUCGAGUGCUGUGGCGUGUCGUCGUACGAGGACUGGUACGACAUCCAGUCGUGGCAGGGAAAGCGCUGGGUGCCCGAGUCCUGCUGCAGGAUGCUCUACGAUCAGCGUCAGGUGCUCACCGAGGGAUCAGGAGAUGGACUGAUACGGCCAGAUUGCGGAAGAUCGGAAAACCCCGCCUUGUGGUGGGACAAGGGCUGUGCCCAUUCCCUCCAGAGCUGGUUCACCGGACAAUUGAAUGUGGUUGGGGCUGUGGGCCUGGGCAUCGCCUUCGUCCAGCUCUUCGGGCUGAUCACCUCGAUGCUGCUCUUCUGCACGGUGAAGCACAAGCGAUCCUCGGACACCUACAAGUCCUAUUCCCCCUCAAUCGAUCCCCAGACCCGCACCAGCAGUUGGGAGGAUUGAACUCAUCUCUAGGCUUACAAUUAUCUAAAAUAUCCAUAUCUUCCCAUUAGUUUGGUUCUAUUUUCUAGUUUUUAGUUUCUGCAAAAUGUGCCAAAAAUUAAUUUAAUUAUUACUAUUUUUUUUUUGUUUUUUGUUGUAAUUUUUAGGCGAAAAAAAAGAAAACAAAACAAAACAUAUCGAACAACAAAAUUGUUUGGAGGCUUUCUUGGGCAAUCUCCAAUGUGAACACACUCACAAAAAAUACAGUGUUGUUUAGGUAGCGGUGUAUCCAUAUUGUGAUGUGCUCUCUAUUAGUUAAUAGUUAAGAGUUUGAGGCCACUGCUUGCAUUCGGGCCUCUUAACUCCAGUAUGUAAUCCUUGUAAUCCUUUAAAUCAAUAUAUCAAUUAUACAUAAACCUACACAUACAAUUAUAUAUAUUUAUAUGCAUAAAUAUAAUUUAUGUUUAUGUUAUAUUAUAUUAUUAAAACAAAAACAGUAUAGAAGAGAAACGAACAACAACAACUGCCUGAAAAGCAAGAAUUGAAGACGAAAAACGAUAACGAGGAGGCAAAGGCGAAGGCGAAGGCAAAGGCGAUGGCGGAGUAGGUGACGAAAGCUAUUACGAUUAUAAUUAUUUUAUUUAUACGUAUAUAAUAUAUUACAUAUAUUUAUAAUUAUAUUUAUAUCGAAUUGCAUUCCUACACAACAUGUUCGUGUUAAGUUACAAAUAAAUUAAAGUAUUUAUUUAAAUUACAAACAAUAAUAUUUAUGAAAAAAGGAAUAAACUAUUGUUAAAUUACAAGCCAACCAA
Molecule: messenger RNA, 1934 nt
Organism: Drosophila ananassae
Lineage: Eukaryota; Metazoa; Arthropoda; Insecta; Diptera; Drosophilidae
Product: tetraspanin-9
Exons: 6
Coding region: 292-1143 (283 amino acids)
Cellular component (GO): membrane
Source: RefSeq, a predicted model, not a curated record